This is a messenger RNA of Xenia sp. Carnegie-2017, 1011 nucleotides long. RefSeq names its product dehydrogenase ALT3-like. The record is from RefSeq and is a predicted model, not a curated record. Bases 1 to 1011 code for a protein of 336 amino acids. The transcript has a single exon. Gene Ontology annotation, molecular function: metal ion binding; alcohol dehydrogenase (NAD+) activity. Lineage: Eukaryota; Metazoa; Cnidaria; Anthozoa; Malacalcyonacea; Xeniidae.
AUGCGACCUCAUUGUCCUCGUGAAGAUGUAUUAACGGCUGCUGUAGCUGCUCGUAAUGCUAACGCAGACUUGCUUAUAAGUAUCGGCGGUGGUUCUGUAAUUGACGGCACUAAAGCUGUCAAUUUAUGUCUUGAUCAAAACAUUACGCAAAUUGAACAGUUUGAUAAAUAUGUCGUCGAAGAAAAACUUUUGGAGCCACCAAAAUGGACGUACAACGAAACGAUAAACCAAAUCGUUGUUCCAACAACGUUAAGUGGAGGGGAAUUCACGUGUAUUUCUGGCAUCACAAAUUCUCAAGAAAAACACAAGCAACCUUAUUCACACCCAGAUUUGCAACCUUACUGCGUAAUCUUCGACCCAGAGUUAACCCUCCAUACCCCCGAGUGGUUAUGGCUAUCGACUGGAGUGCGUGCUAUUGAUCAUUGUGCAGAAGCAAUUUGCUCCAUCAACGGAACUCAUCUAUCAACUGCUGUAGCUUCUACAGCUCUUCGCAUGUUAGUAAAAUUUUUACCAAAAACAAAGAAAGAUCCCGGCGAUAUAGAUGCAAGAUUGCAAUGUCAGAUUGGUGCAUGGAAAGCUGUUGAAACUGUAAUGAUGGGCGUAGAUUAUGGUGGCAGUCAUGCUAUUGGACAUGUUCAAGGUGGUACAGCAAAUAUUCAUCAUGGCUACACCUCUUGCAUUAAUUUGCCGUACGUUCUCCAGUACAACGAACCUGAAAUUCCUGAAAAAUGCAAAUUGGUUGCAGAUUGUCUUGGUGCUCCAUCUGGAAUUUCCGCUGCAGAUGCAAUGGAUGCCUUCAUUCGUGAAUGUGGGAUGCCACGCACCUUGAGCGAUGUGAAUUUUCCAAUGGACAAAUUUGACUUGGUUUGUGAGUUGGCUAUGAAAGAUCCAUGGACAGCUUGUAACCCCCGGAAGCUUGCGACUCCAGAGGAUGUUAAAAUUAUCAUGUCAAUGGCUCGAGAUGGUAAACCGAACAAAGACAAAUUUAGUAAAUAUGAAGAAAACAGUUAG